UUGGAUUGAUGCACCAACGGUGCUGCUGGCAACAGUGUCCCCGAGGUGGAGGGGACCAGGCGCGGGCUAGGGGAGAGGAGGACGGGCCCCCGAUCCAGAGCAGCGUGACAGUAGCAGAGACGAUGAGAAGGGCGAUUUCGAGCUUGGCCUGAAGGAGGGGCCCUCCCUUGGGCGCGGUAAGAGACUCAUUCAGUGACAACUUAUUGACCGUCUGAUGGAUCCAGGGCACUCUGCCAGAUAAAGGCGGGGCAAAAGAAAGUGUAACCAGUAAAGUCUCAAUUUACUUUGAAAGGAAUGUGAUGUUAAUUCUGGGGCAUUGAUGUUUUACCAUGCCUGAUCAAGACAAAAAAGUGAAGACCACAGAAAAAUCAACCGAUAAAAAACAACAAGGAAUCAUCACGAGGGACUAUUCAGAUCUUAAAAGACUUCUGUGCCUUUUGAACGUUCAGUCAAGCAAACAACAGCUUCCAGCCAUUAACUUCGAUAGUGCCAGAAGCAGCAUGACGAAAUCUGAGCCUGCCAGGGCGGGUGGACACAGAGCUCGAGGUCAGUGGCACGAGUCCACAGAAGCCAUUGAACUUGAAAAUUUUAGUAUAAACUACAAGAAUGAGAGAAAUUUCAGCACACAUCCCCAGCAUAAACUAUUUCAGGAGAUUUUUACAGCCUUGGUGAAAAAUAGACUCAUAUGCAGAGAGUGGGUUGAUCGAGCCCCAUCUCUUCAUUUUCUGAGAGUAUUAAUUUGUCUGAGACUUCUAAUGAGGGAUCCAUGUUAUCAGGAAAUGCUCCAUAGCUUGGGUGGGAUUGAAAACCUAGCUCAGUACAUGGAGAUCGUGGCCCACGGGUACCUCGGCUCCGGGGAGGCGCAGCACAGCGUGGACAAGCUGGUCAACAUGACGUAUAUUUUUCAAAAACUUGCUGCUGUCAAAGACCAAAGAGAAUGGGUCACCACAAGCGGAGCCCACAAGACAUUAGUAAAUUUACUCAGUGCCCGAGAUACUAAUGUUCUGUUGGGUGCCCUUCUGGCUCUGGCUAGUUUAGCUGAAAGUCCAGAAUGUAGGGAGAAAAUAAGUGAACUCAACAUUGUAGAAAAUCUGCUGAUGAUUUUACAUGAAUAUGACUUGCUUUCCAAAAGGCUGACAGCUGAGCUGCUGCGCCUGCUCUGUGCCGAGCGCCAGGUGAGAGAGCAGGUGAAGCUCUACGAGGGGGUCCCCAUCCUCCUCAGCUUGCUGCACUCAGACCACCUACAGCUGCUGUGGAGCGUCGUCUGGAUCCUGGUUCAGGUUUGUGAGGACCCUGAGACCAGUGUGGAAAUUCGCAUUUGGGGAGGCAUCAAGCAGAUUCUUCAUAUUUUACGAGGGGACAGAAAUUUUGUUUCUGAUCAUUCCUCCAUUGGAAGCCUGUCUAGUGCCAAUGCGGCAGGCCGAAUCCAGCAGCUUCAUUUGUCAGAAGAUUUAAGCCCUCGGGAAAUACAAGAAAAUACUUUCUCUCUUCAAGCAGCCUGCUGUGCGGCCCUCACGGAACUGGUGCUUGACGACACCAACGCCCAUCAGGUGGUUCAGGAAAAUGGUAUAUAUACAAUAGCAAAAUUAAUUUUACGAAAUAAACAAAAGAAUGCAGCAAAAACUAAUCUAUUACAGUGUUAUGCGUUCAGAGCCUUGAGGUUUCUCUUCAGUAUGGAAAGAAACAGACCACUCUUUAAAAGACUUUUCCCCACCGACUUGUUUGAGAUCUUCAUUGACAUAGGACAUUAUGUUCGUGAUAUCAGUGCUUAUGAAGAAUUAGUAUCAAAGUUGAAUUUAUUAGUGGAGGAUGAACUGAAGCAAAUUGCUGAAAAUAUUGAAAGCAUUAAUCAGAAUAAAGCUCCUUCGAAAUAUAUAGGCAACUAUGCAGUUUUGGAUCAUCUUGGAAGUGGAGCUUUUGGCUGUGUUUACAAGGUUAGAAAGCGUAGUGGUCAAAAUCUUUUAGCAAUGAAAGAAGUCAAUUUACAUAACCCAGCAUUUGGAAAGGAUAAAAAAGAUCGAGACAGCAGUGUAAGGAAUAUUGUUUCUGAAUUAACCAUAAUUAAAGAGCAGCUUUAUCAUCCCAAUGUUGUACGCUAUUACAAAACAUUUCUGGAAAAUGAUAGGUUGUAUAUAGUUAUGGAGCUUAUAGAAGGGGCCCCUCUUGGAGAGCAUUUCAGUUCUUUGAAGGAAAAACAACAUCAUUUUGCUGAAGAGAGACUAUGGAAAAUAUUUAUACAGCUGUGCCUAGCUCUUCGGUACUUACAUAAGGAGAAGAGGAUCAUCCAUAGAGACCUGACGCCAAACAACAUUAUGUUGGGGGAUAAGGACAGAGUAACAGUUACUGACUUUGGCCUGGCAAAGCAAAAACAAGAAAGCAGUAAACUUACAUCUGUUGUAGGAACAAUUCUGUAUUCCUGCCCUGAGGUGCUGAAGAGUGAGCCGUAUGGGGAGAAGGCUGAUGUCUGGGCAGCAGGCUGCAUCCUUUAUCAGAUGGCGACUCUGAAUCCUCCCUUCUACAGCACAAACAUGCUCUCCCUGGCCACAAAAAUAGUGGAGGCAGUAUAUGAACCAGUGCCAGAAGGCAUCUAUUCUGAAAAGGUGACCACUAUCAUCAGCAGAUGCCUCACUCCUGAUGCAGAAACCCGCCCAGAUAUUGUAGAAGUCAGCUCCAUGAUAUCAGAUGUCAUGAUGAAGUAUGUAGAUAACUUAUCCGCAUCCCAGCUGGCCUUGGAGAAGAAGCUGGAACGGGAACGGAGACGCACACAGAGGUAUUUUAUGGAAGCCAACCGGAACACAGUCAUGUGUCAGCGCGAGCCGGCUCUGCUCUCUCAAGAAUCCUUUGAGAAGGCAAGCUUGAGUAGAAGCAGCAGUGGAGCAGGAAGCCUGAAAAGUGAGCUUUCAGAAAGCACAGACCUGCCGCCUGAGGGCUACCAUGCCCCCUGUGAUAAGGACGAAGACCGAGCCUGUGCUGGAAUCUUGUCAGAUGAUAACUUCAACUUGGAAAAUAUUGAGAAAGAUAUAUAUUCAGAGUUCGACGAUGAAUUGGACACUUUGGAUAACUCCAGCAGCUCCAGUUCAAACCCUUUGAAGGAAUCUACAUUCAUCACUUUAAAGAGAAGUUUUAGUGCUUCAGGAGGAGAAAGACAAUCCCAAACAAGAGACUUCACUGGUGGAAUAGGAUCAAGACCAAGGCCAGCUUUGCUGCCUCUUGACCUGCUUCUGAAAGUGCCACCCCUCAUGCUCAGGGCCCACGUUAAGGAGCUAGAGGCCGAGUUAGUGAUGGGGUGGCAGUCCCAUAGCCUUCCCACUGUGAUACUUCGCAAUCUCAAAGACCAUGCAUCUGCAGGAAUUGCUGUGUCCCAGAGGAAAGUACGUCAGAUCAGUGAUCCUAUUCAGCAGAUCUUAAUCCAGCUGCACAAAAUCAUCUACAUCACUCAGCUUCCUCCAGCUUUGCACCACAAUUUGAAAAGAAGGGUUAUAGAGAGAUUCAAGAAAUCCCUCUUCAGCCAGCAGAGUAACCCUUGUAAUUUGAAAUCUGAAAUUAAAAAGUUAUCUCAGGGAUCUCUAGAACCAAUUGAGCCCAACUUUUUCACAGCAGAUUACCAUUUAUUGCAUCAUUCAUCAGGUCGAUACAGCCUGUCCCCAAAUAACCCAACAGGUCUACCCUCCAGCUUUGAUUUGGAGCAGGGGAUAACAUAUGAACAGAUGCAGAUUGUGAUUGAAGAAGUCCUAGAGGAAAGUGGUUAUUACAAUUUUACUUCUAACAGGUAUCACUCCUAUCCAUGGGGGACCAAGAAUCACCCAACCAAAAGAUGAAAGUGCUGCAUUUUGAAUGGACUUGGUUUUCCCAGUGAAGAUCAAGUUCUGGACUUCAACCACUACUGGCAAGAUGCCCAAAGAUUGGGUGCUGCUAAAAGAGUGUGGAAGAGAAAAGACCAACAUGCCAUGGUGCCUGCAGGACCUCUUUCUGGAGGUCCGGUGCUAAGAGGCUUCAUCCUUGGGACACAUGUAUACAGGAUGACAGGGCUCCCAGUGUGCUCCUGGGAGAAAAUGCUGCAAAAUUCAUCUGUGAGAAGAAAACCCACUCCUUGCAGAACUUUCCUCCAAGUUAAAAAAAAAAAAACUUGUCAUAUUUUUCAAAGGAAUCUGCUUAGAAUUGCUGAAACUAUGUUUAAAGGCAUCUAGCCUUCUAUGUAUAAAAGAUAGUUUUAGAUAAAGAAAAUUAUAGAACUCAGAACAGUAAUAUAUUGGGUGAUUCACUGUAUCCCUCAAUUUUUUUAAUCUUAAAAGAAAUUCAGAAUAUGUGACCGAAUUAUUUUGUAGUUUUAUUUGUUUGUUUUAAUGAAAGAACUGGUUUUCUCUUAACCAGUUGGGUACUAGUGGUCUUGAACAGUAUUUGUAUCCUUGCACAGCCUCUGGGAAUAACUGUCAAAUUGUCAGAUUUAAGCUAAGAAUGUAUUGAUGUAUAGUUUGUGUAUAUGUAUAUAUGCAUAGGGGGAGGAGGGAGGUUUUGAUUAGGCUAAUGCUUUGCUGCUAAUCAAACUCAUAGUGUUUUUAGGGCACUUUGAAGAGUCAUAGAGUCUAUGAAAGAGAUGCAAUAUUCCAUAUUCUAAGUCCCUCCUAACUGAAAUUACCAACAUUGCUUUUAAAUUUUUAUUAUUUGAGAAUUUGAAAUGAAAAUAAGUUAUAUAAUAAAAUAUAAAUGUCUUCUUUAUUCAUUGAAACGUCUCUAGAAAAGAGAACUCAGAACACCAAAACAGUGUCCCAUUCCUGUGUGGGGAUAAUUUAUGGUGAAAAUUCUCUAGAUUCUUAUUGGGCUAAAAUCUCUUCAACUGGCUUCUUAUAACUGGUAUAAUGUCAAGAAAUUAUUGCCAAAUCAGACUGCACUUCUAACUACUUAAAGAAGAUUUUAAAUCUAUAUAAUUAGUAAUCUGAAAGCUGAAAUUAUGCUUUUUAUUUACUUCUCACUAAGUUCUAUCUUAUUUACAUUGAUAUAUUUUUAGUAUGAUCAAAUAAAAUUUAGUACAGUGGUUGAAACACAAUAAUCUUUUCUAUAGUAUGGAAAAAUCUCUUAAUGUGAAUCCAUACUAUUUUUACAAUCAGUAUGUUUAGUACUUAAGUUAUAUCCUAUUCUCUUUAACCCAUGCCUUUGAAAAUUACCAGUGAAUCCUUGUCUUUAAGCCAAAUUAAUAAUUACAAACACACUGUAAUUUAAAGUAAUAGAUGAGAAUACAGCAAUGAAAUUUUUCAAUUUUAGCUUUCAACCAAAUUCAUCCACAUGUGAAAUUUACACGUGAAGUCAAAAGGCUAUGAUAUUGUUGAUUUAAACCACGAAAAAUUCUAUUUCUAUUCCAGCUUAACUUGAACCUGCACGAUUAUAUUUUAUCUCUUUUCAUGUAUGGAAUGGGCAUAUGUCUUUAUUGUACAGGAGGCACAGGCCUAGAGGGGCACAAAUUUUCAUUGUGAUAGAAGCCAGUACUUAGAAACAAACCAAGCUAUAGGGUGAAAGUUUGAACCAUAAAGUUCUUCUCAAAUGGUGUAGAAAAGCAUAGUAUUCAGAGGUCACACCUUGGUAAGAAAAGAGAAAUUGCUUAUUUGAAGGUGUUUUUAAAUGCAUAAAAUUUUAAAUGCAUACCUUAUUGACCAGAAAGGGAGCAAAAUGUUUCCAAUUAACUCUUCUAGACCAUACAAAUGGCAUGUAUUAUGCUAGAAGUUAGUAAGAAUUAACAAAAAUAAGCAAACGAAUGUCUUUUUCAACAGCAGCUUUAGGCCCAUCAACUCUAAGCUGAUAGAUGCAUUCUUUUGCCAAAAUGAUAUAUUCUUAAACUACCACAGUCACUGAAUCAGCAUUCUCCCAGUGCAAGACCAAGACUUUAAGGGAAGGUUAGGCACUGGUAAGGGAAGCAUUUUGUGCAGGGGGUCACAUCCCAGCAAGCAGGUUAACAAGGAACCCCUUCCCCUCACAGUAAAACAAUGAUCAUUUUGUUUUGACUAUCUAAAGUGUCUUCUAGUGCAAAGAAGUUGUUACUUGAACUUAAUAGGCCUCAAUCCUUUCCUGAUUGCAUUUCAAUUUUUUCUCUUUCUUUUGUAUAAUUUUUAAAUUCUUUGUUGUGCAAUGAAAUCCCUGUGAGUUCAUCUAAUUCUAAGUCGCUGAAUAUUUGUAUGGGACAGAAUAUGGAUCAGUCUUCUCAGAUCAUUUUUGAUACACAAAAUACUUGUUGAUUUUGUUUUCACUUCCCUGGUGGUGCAGUG
Balaenoptera musculus (blue whale) is the source of this 6254-nucleotide messenger RNA. It is a transcript of the gene NEK10, whose product is annotated as NIMA related kinase 10. Bases 330 to 3818 code for a protein of 1162 amino acids. Gene Ontology annotation, biological process: protein phosphorylation. The record is from RefSeq and is a predicted model, not a curated record. The transcript is spliced from 38 exons. Lineage: Eukaryota; Metazoa; Chordata; Mammalia; Artiodactyla; Balaenopteridae. Gene Ontology annotation, molecular function: protein serine/threonine kinase activity; ATP binding.